CAUCUUAAUCCAGAACACAUCACUACGACUCUCUUUCUUCCUCUUUAACUUCUUCCUCAACUUUCGGGACUCUGGAUAUUGACUGGGCAACAACUGAGACCGCGGGGGAAAUGGCCAGUGAGGAGAGUGCUAGUACUUCUCGACCAGCGCCAGGGUCGAAGAAGAGACGACUGCAAGGCGCCUGCGAUAUAUGCAGGAAAAGGAAAAGUACGUUAUACGUACGCUCUCCCAAUCCUCGUCACUGACCUUCCCCCGCAGUCAAAUGCGACAGUGCCAAGAUGCCGGGCAACAAGUGCACGCACUGUAUAUCCUUUGGGUCUGAAUGCACGCAUUUCCUGAGCAAGAGACGAUCCGCUGCCGCAGCGAAGGCGGCAGCAAGGGAGGGCACAGGGGAGGCCGAGUGCUCCAAGCUAACAAGCGGGGACGCCUAUCGCCCAUUCCAAGACGCCGACACCAACACCCUCGUGACAGCUAUUCUCGACGACACCGACGUCUUCUUCACCACCACGCCCCCCGCUUCCCAUAAGGAGAUUAUCAUCCGGCUUGCGCAAUUCAUCCGCACCCUUCAGGACACCCCUCGAUACUCUGAGGACAUAUCCGACGAUGACAGCCUCUCCCUUCCGCCCCUCGAACCCAACACCGAACCGUCUCCAGCAGCCUCCGACGAAAUCAGCAAAACCAACGUCGAAGUGACAUCCCUGACCCAUGGACUCAAGGACAUGGUUCUUAAUGCCGGCUUCGAGCGCGUAUAUGGGCCUGCAAGCACGGUCGCAUUCAUUAAGUGCGCGCUAGACGUUCGGGCAGCGUAUGCGACCGAGGAAGACGGCGAGCCCGACAUGCAGCGCCGGAUGGAGUUUUGGAACGCCCGCCCUUGGGAGCUAACGUUGACCGACGACCGCAUGCCACUCACCUUCCCAGAACCAUCCCUAAUCCGGAUGCUCGUCGACCUCUACUUCCGCACCUACAACACCUACAUGUCCCUCCUCCACCGACCCACCAUCGAGCGCGGCAUCGCGAACGGCAUGCACGAGCGACACUAUGGCUUUGGCUCACUUCUCCUGAUGAUCUGUGCCGUCGCCUCCCGCAUGACGGACGAUCCGCGCGUAUACGCCGACAAGCGCCCAGGGGCUGAGAACAGCGCCGGGUGGCAGUGGUACAGCCAGAUACGCUUCAUCCGCCGCACGUACCCGGUAGGGCCGGAUCUCUAUGAAUUGCAGGCUGCCGCGUUAGGUGUUUUGUAUGCCCAUGGGAUCUCGAGUUGCGAUGAUACCUCGUACAUUCACGCGGCUGCUAUCCGUCUCGCGCAGGAGAUUGGCGCCCACAAGCGCCGCUGCACCUCCGACCGAAUACAGGACGAGCUCUACAAGCGGCUGUACUGGGUUCUCGUCGUCCAGGAUAUUCAUGUCACCUCUGUUAUGGGUCGUCCGCGCGCCACGGGGGACGAGGAUAUCAACCUUGAGCCGCUUCUGGAGGUCGACGACGAGUACUGGUCGACAGGCUUCACGCAGCCGCCGGGCAAGAUUGCGGGGCCGGUGUACAUGAACGCGUUCAUCAGGGGCGUGCAUAUUUUGGGGGUGUUAUGUCGGACGAUUUAUGCUUGUCGGAGACCGAAAAUGCCACCCGGGAUGAGUGUAGAAGCCUGGGAAGCGCGUGUCGUGAGCUGUAUCGACACGGUGUUGAACAAAUGGCUCUGUACCUUGCCUGCUCAUCUCCGCUGGGACCCCACACAGCCCAACGAAAUAUACCGCAACCAAGCCGCCUCCCUCGUCGCCCUCCAAUGCUACAUCCAGAUCCAGGCCCACCGCAUCGGCAUCUCCUCACCUGACUCCACCCGCUCUUUAGCUGCCUUGUCUACCUGCGCGCAGUUCGCGCGUAAUUGUCUGCGUGUGUUGGACGUGCACUCGCGAGAGGGCUUCAUCCCGUGGAUCCAUGUGCAGCAGGCGGUAUUUUGCUCGACGGCGGCGCUGAUGCUGUAUAUCUGGCGGACGAGGGAGAGGGGGAAGGAGUGCGAGGCGGAUGUUAACGACGUGUACAAGGGGAUUAGACUGCUGCAGCUCUAUGGGAAGAGAUGGCAGCCAGCCGGUCGUCACUUGGACGUCAUCUACAAUCUCUUCCCGCGAAACGGCUUCCAUUUCGACGACAGCGGCACCUUCGUGAGGGUCGAGAAGCGCAAGCAAUCCGCCCCAGAUGAAAGCGUCGCCUCGUCCUCCGUCUCCUCGUCUAUCGCCACCCCUCUCAGCAACCCCGAAAUGGCACAGGCGCACGUCAUGAUACCGGACGAGCGCAUCACUCCUCCUGUUAACACCUUUGCGUACACGCCGCCCGACCCCAGUUUGCCGCACACGCAGGAGGAGCAGCACCGCCUAGACGAACUUUUCCAGCAACACCAGUGGCCGACGCUGCCGAACAAGCAGGACCUGUUGUAUGUGGCGGAUAACACUCAUACGCAGGCGCAGCGACCUCUCUUCGACUUCGACUUGUACGAUGGGUCGCCGGAGUGGGGCACGGUUGGGAUGGCUGGUGAAACCAUCUUUGCAUCGGGCGCCAGCGGACUGCCCUUCCAGACAGGGCAUCGACCCGUUGUCGCUGAGCAGCAGCUACCAUCGCACGCUCGUCCAUACUCGGGCUAUCAAUACCCAGCAGCGAACAUGGUGCACCCCGAAGCGAUGCCUCCGACAGGACCCAGCAUCGGUCACCAGUUCACCACGGAGACGCAGUGGUAUCGCAGCACGUAUAUAUGA
Molecule: messenger RNA, 2741 nt
Organism: Schizophyllum commune H4-8
Lineage: Eukaryota; Fungi; Basidiomycota; Agaricomycetes; Agaricales; Schizophyllaceae
Exons: 17
Coding region: 279-2741 (820 amino acids)
Biological process (GO): DNA-templated transcription
Molecular function (GO): DNA binding; zinc ion binding
Source: RefSeq, a predicted model, not a curated record